Molecule: messenger RNA, 1997 nt
Organism: Centropristis striata (black sea bass)
Lineage: Eukaryota; Metazoa; Chordata; Actinopteri; Perciformes; Serranidae
Gene: knop1
Product: lysine-rich nucleolar protein 1
Exons: 7
Coding region: 277-1878 (533 amino acids)
Source: RefSeq, a predicted model, not a curated record
ACGGACGCCCGGCUCGUCACUAACCGGAAGGAGGAGAAACUACUUCCGGGUGAAAAAAGUAAACUGCUAUCCACGUGAACUACCUAAAAGACGGAUUCCGAUGAGGACGUGAUCUUCGUUUCUGAGAAGUGUGCUCCUAAAUCCAGAGAGAUUGUCCUUGACCAGACGCAGCGACUGGCCCUGCAGAGAGACAUUGAUCAGCUGUCCCAGCCCAGACAGCAGGCCAAACCAUUGUCAAGCCAGCGAUCUGUGGAGAGGCCAGAGGAAAAGGUGAAAAUGAAGAAGGAGGAACUGAAGAGUGAGGACAAUUGUGUCAAGAAAGUGAAGAAAAACAAGAAAAACUCUCUGCCUGAAAAUAAAAACUCUAGUGUUGAUAAUGGGAGCCAAGCAGAGGUGAAAAAAGAAAAGAAGAAAGGUAAAGCAGUUGGUAUAAUUGUUAUAGAUACAGAAGGAGAUUCUGUCAAUGGAGGUGGUGAAAAGGAAGAGAAGAGGAAAAAGAAGAAGAGGAAAAUUGUCUCUGAAUGUCUGAAUGAAGUCGAUGGUUCUGGUUCUGACAAAGAAGUCAGCAAAAAGAAGAAGAAGAGGAAGGAAAAGCAGCUGGCAGAUGAUGAGGAUUUAGUCAAAGAAGAAGUAGAAGAAAAGAAACAGAGGAAGGAGAAGAAAGGCAAAAAUAAAUCUGUACAAAUAGAAAAAGUAAAUAUAGAGAAAGAGGAGGAGGAAGAGCAGCAAGUGCCAAAAAAAGCCAAGAAGACAAAAAACAAAAUUUUAAAUGUAAGAAUAGAAGAGCAAGUUAAAGAGAAGAAGAAGAAGAAAACUAGUGAUGAAGAAACUACUGAAGCUUUGGAUGGAGUGAGUGUAAAAAAAAUAAAAAAGAAAGCUAAAACGAAAGUGGCUGAAAAUGGAGUGAAGUCAGAAACACCUGAGGGAGAGACAGGUGAGGUCACAGAGGUAAAGGUGAAAAAGAAGAAAAAAAAGGAAGCGAGUACUAAAGAAAAUGAAUUAGGAACGCCUCAGAUCAAAGGAAACAACAAAAAGAGCAAAGGGGUGGAUAAAGAUGAGAAAUCAAAAAAGAAUAAAAACAAAUCCACAGAGACUGAGAUUGUUAUUGAAGAAGAAGAAGAAGAAGAAGAAGAGGAGAGGGUGACAAAGAAGAAAGGAAAGAAAGGAAAGGGAAGAAAAGCUUCUGUGGAGGUCAGUGAAGUAGAAGAGACGGAGCCAAAGAAGAAGAAAAGGAAAAAGGGAGAGGAGGAAGAACAGGUCACACUCAGCAGUGAAACUGUUGCUGCAGCUGAUGGAGACACGACGACAGAGAAGAAGAAGAAGAAGAAGAAGAAGAAGAAGAGCUCCACGGAGGAAACACAGGAGGAGGCCGAGAGCUGUAAAACUACUGCAAAGAAGAUGAAGAAGAAGAUUAAAGAAGAAGUGAAAGAGCAACAUGAGGACGUGGUGUUCCUGUCAGAGAAAGCAGGAAACACUGACGAGGUCGCCAUCGACCAGGAAAGAAGACAGGCUUUACAGAAGGAGAUUGAUAAAGCAUCUCAACCUCAAGAACCAGCCAAACCUACGGGACUGGGCCAGUGGAGCACCGCCGAGUUCAAAAGCUCCGAGCAGCAGCAGAAGUUCCUCCGGCUGAUGGGCGGCUUCAAGAAGAGUUUCCAGCCGGCAGCAGAGAGCAGCGCUAAGGCUAACGCUAACAUGGCUCUGGGGAGAGACGCCCAGCAGCAGCUGCAGCAAGGCCUGCUGGGAGAGUUUCAACGGGCUCAGUCACGCAGGAUGGACUUCAGCACCAGGGGGACAGGACUCGGGUUCUCCCCACCGUCCAGUAAGAAGUUCUUCAUCGACGUUAAUUCACGUCGAUCGGUUCACUUUGAUGAUUGAUCAGUGUGUGUUGUUGUACAAAAAUGUUUUUUGUAUGUGUAGUUUUAACUGUAGAUUAACAACCUGUUUACUCAGGUUCACUGUUAAAACUUGUGUAUGAAUUAAUAUCAGACUGAACA